Messenger RNA from Nematostella vectensis (starlet sea anemone), 1573 nucleotides. RefSeq names its product gamma-secretase subunit Aph-1. The record is from RefSeq and is a predicted model, not a curated record. The coding region runs from base 152 to 883 and encodes 243 amino acids. Lineage: Eukaryota; Metazoa; Cnidaria; Anthozoa; Actiniaria; Edwardsiidae. Gene Ontology annotation, biological process: positive regulation of catalytic activity; protein processing. The transcript has 6 exons. Gene Ontology annotation, molecular function: protein-macromolecule adaptor activity. Gene Ontology annotation, cellular component: endoplasmic reticulum; membrane; gamma-secretase complex.
UUUACGUGACGUCAUCUGUCAUGGCGGAAAGGAGGGAUAAAAAAUAUUUGACCAAAUGAACGUUUAGUUAUGCGAUCGCACUGGUUUUUAUCCUCCCUUACGCGUUGAAAACCCCAAGUAUUCAAUUUCAAGAGCACUACAAAUCUCCAAGAUGACUCUUAUGGUGUUUUUCGGUUGUACUUUUAUCGCGUUCGGGCCUGCUUUGGCCAUGUUUUCUCUUACCAUCGCCGGCGAUGCUCAGCAAGUUAUCGUAUUAAUAGCAAGUGCUUUCUUCUGGCUCCUUUCUCUCCUGAUAUCGUCUAUAUGGUGGAUGGUUGUGUCUCCUUUAAAAGAUGAGUUGGCUUUUGGAAUGACGUUCUCGGUUUUGUUUCAAGAACUCUUCAGAUUCGCUUAUUUCAAGAUUAUAAGGAAAGCAGAUGAAGGAUUACUGUCUAUGAUCAACAACCAGUCUCCACUGAGGAAGCAUAGGAUUGCUUAUGUUGCUGGUCUUGGCUAUGGUCUAAUGAGUGGUCUCUUUGCUAUGGUCAAUGUACUUGCUGAUAUAUCUGGUCCAGGGUCAAUUGGUCUGCACGGGAAUGCUCAGAAUUUCCUUAUAGUCUCAGCAUUCCUUACAUCCUGUUUCGUACUACUGAACACUUUUUGGGGUGUCAUCUGGUUUGAUGGCUGGGAGAACAAGAAAUGGCUUAAUGUGUUUGUUGUAGUUGCCAGUCAUCUUUUUGUCUCAUUAAUGACCCUUCUGAAUCAAGACAGCCAGUAUAUAGCAACUCUAUUAUCUGCCUACUUUACACUGGUUGUCAUGGCGGUGUUAGCAUUCAAGGUGGCGGGUGGAAGCAUGUUUAAUGUGUACAGGGUGACGACAGGGCGUCCCCAGGGUGACUACUGACCAGCAUUCAGAUGAGCUGCCCUAGACAAGCCAUUGUACACUUUUGGAACAAGUUAAACAAAUACUGUUUUUGACUAGACUGAUCAAGGCAGGAGAUCUUCCAAGCUGCAAUUUGCUUUAGGACACAGUUUAACAGAAACUGUUUUGAGUACACCAAAUAAGGCAAAAGCUGUAUUGUUACAUGUUAAAACCAUGUUAAGGAAGAGGUGUUUAGGAGGAGGGCAAGCAGGCAAGUCAUGUAGGAUUCUUUUCGUUAUGAUUUACAUUGUACAAUAUUCAGACCUUUGAUGCACUGUAAAACCUCCAUAUAACGGACACUUUCCCGAUUUCUUAAAGUAGGCACCUCACUAUAUAUACAGGCACAUACCUUGGGGGAGGGGGGGUGUGCGCACCUACCCACCCCUCCUCAGCCAAUCCUGGGAACACGCCUGAUAUAUAAGACAUUUUUUUUGCCUUUAGUUCCCACUAUAUGAGGGGUCUGCUGUAUUUAUAGUGUCCACUAUAUGAAGGGUAUGCUGUAUUUAUAGUGUCUACUAUAUGAAGGGUAUGCUGUAUGCUUUUUCAUAGAAUUAAUAAAAGGACGGUUGAUUUUUUCUCAAGAUUAGAAAAAUUGUAAAAAAAAGUUGUUGUGCCAAUUUUUUGUUUCGUUGUGGCAGGGAAGAAAAUUUGAGUAAAUAGAAAACACUGGUA